GUACUUGGCUCGCACAGCAACUUCAGAAGCGCUACCCACAAGCCACGACCUUCUGCUUAUAAGUAUCUGCUUUUUGACGUUUUAGCUCUCUUCCCACACAACCACUAACACAUAUUUUUGAACCAUGAGUAACCCUCCACGAGGCAGAGGCGGUAAUCGCGGUGGUCCUCCCGCUGGCUCUCGAGGGGGUGGUGGCGGGUUUGGUGGAGGAAGAGGCUCUGGUACGAGGGGCGGGUAUGGCGGUGGUCCCAGAGGAGGAGGCCCAGGAGAAUUGAUCUUCCGGGGCCCUACGUCUGUAGACCAACGUCUGGCAACCUUGGAUCAAUUGGUCUCUUCCUUUAAGAAACUUGCCUUCAACCCCAAACGCCCCCACCGGCCUGGCUACGGACCUAUUUACGACUACCACGUCGAGAUUACGCCGUCUACAGACAUUAAGCGUAUUCGUGCGCGCCUUUUCCAGCUCCUAGAACAGAGCAAUCAACAAGGCUGGAGAGAGUUUGUGCCGUUCACUGCUCAUGACAGCAGCGAGAGACUUGUUUCUUUCAAGAAGCUGCCUCAACCCCUUGACGUGCAUGUCCAAUAUUACGAGGAGGGAGAAGCUGGUCCCAAUGCCAAAUCAAAGAUGUAUACUUUCGGAAUUACCUACACGGGCAGCAUGGAUGUUGCACAGCUCACGAAGUAUCUCAGCGGCGACAUUGCGUCGCGGGACUACGACUCCCAACCGUUGAUAGCUGCUAUAAAUCUCGUGCUUCAAACGCAUGCAUCACGCACCGGCGUUCGUGUAGGCAAGAAUCGCUAUUUCUUCCCCUCGCAAGAGCGCUUUGAGCUAGCGCUCGGCGUGGAGGCCUGGAAAGGCUUCUUCACGUCCGCCAGACCCGUAUAUAAGGAACUCAUGGUGAACGUCGGUGUCUGUAUGACCGCUUUCUACAAGCCAGGCAACCUUGCCGAUGCCAUCAUUGAGUUCAACCGGUCAUCCAAUGGCGCUAUGCUUCAACGAUUUACUCAGAAGCUCAAGGUGACCACGAGUCAUCUAGGGUACAAACAAAAGAAACCGAUUAAGAAGAUCAUGCCUACGACUGCUAGGCAGACAACUUUUAACUGCGAAGAGUAUAAUGGCCAGAUAUCUGUCGAAGAGUAUUUCAAGAGAAAAUACCCUCGCAUCAAGCUGAAGCAUGCACACGAUGUUCCAGUUGUUGACAUCUCAGGCCCAAAUUCGAAAUUCUCGAUAUACGUACCAGCCGAACUAUGUGAAAUAGAGCCUGGGCAACCGUUCAGAGGGCGCCUCAACGAGAAAGAAACCUCGAAUAUGAUUCGAUUUGCCUGCAACCCGCCUAAAGUCAACGCAGAUGCCAUCAUUGACCGUGGCCUUCCUACUCUUGGGUUUACGCCUCAGACGCUGGGUAGCCCUAUGAGCAACUUCGGCAUGGCAGUGGACAACAACAUGGCGGUCGUCCCUGCACGUGAACUUCCUCCGCCUCGCCUUAGCUACAAAGCAGGGAAGCCUCCCAACGUCAGCAACGGCAGUUGGAAUAUUCUUGACGUUAAAUUCCACCUUGGUGGAACAAUCAAGAGCUGGUGGGUGCUUGUCAUCAGAGAUGGACAAAGCGUCUUCAAUGGGCCCAACGACCCAGCUUUGGAAGGGAUCUGGAAGGGCUUUGGUGAGAAAUGCCGCAACAGCGGCAUAUCUUUGGGGUCAUCACCCUCUUUGUUGAACCAAGACCUCAUCCCUCCCGCCCGUGACCCAUCAAGGCAGCAGGCACUGGAUUUAAUUCGUCAGAACAUCAAACGACAAAUUUCCCAAAAAGGAAAACCGACCUUCAUCCUCGUCAUCCUAUCUCGCCGGGACAACUACAUUUACCCAGGAAUCAAGCGGAUUUGUGACGUUGAGUUGGGUGUCCACACCCUCCACAUGCUUACAGAUAAGGUGCUACGGGACCGCAAUAAACAAGAUCAAUACUUCUCGAAUGUCGCUCUCAAGUUGAACACAAAACUCGGAGGUAUCAACCAUAUGCUGGAUUCGGAGAGCAUGAAAUGGUGGACAAAGGCCAAGACGAUGGUUGUGGGCAUGGACGUCACCCAUCCUGGCCCUGGUAGUAUCGAGGGCACGCCAUCAAUUGCUGCUGUUGUCGCGAGCGCAGAUAAUUCUUUCGUCCAAUUCCCAGCAAGUCUCAGGUGUCAGGAAACUAAAAAAGAGAUGAUUACAGACCUGACUGCGAUGAUGAUAGAGCGCCUUAUGUUCUACGAAAAGAAGAAUCGAAGCUUGCCGGACCGAGUCUUUGUUUAUAGGGAUGGGCCAAUUAAUACUGUGCUGGACGAAGAGCUUCCUAAGAUGUUGGAGGCAUUUAAGAGAGUCCCCCAAACGAAGGUGUAUCGCCCAGCGUUGACGAUAAUCAUUUGUGGAAAACGCCACCAUGCCAAGUUCUGGCCGACCGAGUCCCAGUUCGCCGAUCGGAACGGUAACACUCGUCCAGGAACUGUCGUCGAUCGAGGUGUCACUGCAGUAUUUGACUUUGACUUUUACCUUCAAGCUCAUGCUGGCUUGCAAGGCCACGUGAAGGCAACGCACUAUACAGUGGUUUAUGACGAAAACCACCUUGGCGCAGAUGAAGUUCAGCAGGGUACGCACACUGCGAGUUACCUAUACGCUCGUGCCACCAAGGCGGUGAGCCUCGUCCCGGCUGCAUACUACGCCGACUUGGCUUGUGAAAGAGGGAGAUGCUACUUGAACGAUUUCUUGAGUGCCGAUGACAAGGUAUCGAGUUCUGUCGCAACAGGGAAAGGGAAGGGGAAAGGAAAGGUGGACAAGGAGGAAGAGAAGAUGCGCGUGUUUAUGGCGGCGAAGACAGCAUGGGGAGAAGGUGUGCAUCCUGACUUGCGCGGGAGCAUGUUCUAUAUCUGAUGUAGGCUACUGUGAGUCGUACCAGUACUGUAAGUAAUCGUGUAGUGCGGAUAUGAGGUUGAUGUAAUCACCGAUACAUGUUCGGAUUCAAAGUGGACAUUUCUGCUUCGAUCGCUCUAGUGGAGUCUGGACCAAGGUAGAUUUGGCCCUU
Suillus fuscotomentosus is the source of this 3050-nucleotide messenger RNA. Its product is annotated as ribonuclease H-like domain-containing protein. The coding region runs from base 125 to 2899 and encodes 924 amino acids. The record is from RefSeq and is a predicted model, not a curated record. Lineage: Eukaryota; Fungi; Basidiomycota; Agaricomycetes; Boletales; Suillaceae. Gene Ontology annotation, molecular function: RNA binding; protein binding. The transcript is spliced from 7 exons.